Messenger RNA from Adelges cooleyi (spruce gall adelgid), 1989 nucleotides. RefSeq lists its product as uncharacterized. Bases 298 to 1497 code for a protein of 399 amino acids. The transcript has 4 exons. NCBI's taxonomy places the organism in Eukaryota, Metazoa, Arthropoda, Insecta, Hemiptera, Adelgidae. The record is from RefSeq and is a predicted model, not a curated record.
AGGACGGAUCGGAAAUCGGGAUCCGACAUUUUGUGAACUCUGAUAACUUUUUCGCGGCACAAAGGCAUUAAAAUCGAAAUAUUGGACGUUUUUAUUGGAUAACAUAAUAAUUUUAUGUUAUAUUGUUUGUGAUUAGAAUUUUCAAAAUAAACGAAUAAAAGAAGACAUUUCCCGCUAAACUGUUUCCAAUCGUCAUUUGUCAUUAUUUGCUUCUAACAUUUGCUGCAGCUUGUAACUGGAAAACAUUAACAAUUGUCUCUUGUCUUUAAACUAUUUUUGUGUGCACCUUUGCACAAGAUGCCGAAAAUAAAGAAAACAAAUGAUGAAAAUGCAAGUCCUAAAAUAAAAGGUUCGCCAAAAGUUCGGCGAACAAAGAAUCCAAAAAAACAGCCGUUCAAGUUUGAUAUUAAACAAAUAUUGAAAGAGAGACAAGCUGAUAAUGCAUUUUGGACGCAGAGCGCACAACUUGAUAAAGAAAUAAAAAUUGUUGACGAUUUGUUUCAAGAAGAAGUUACUAAAUCAGCGGCCUUAUUGGAAGAAACCCAGAACAAUAACAAAUUACCGGCUCGAGGAUUGGCUAUAUUUGAUCGUUCCAAGUUCAACCAUAUUAAUUUGAAUUAUGACCAGGUUGAAACACAUUCACAGAAGCUACUAGAAUUGUCAGUUGAACAAAAUGAACUAGAAGCGACCAUUCAGUAUAAUUAUUUACUAACAGCUAAUUGGUCACCUACCAUGGAAGAUUUUCAGAAUAUAUUCUUUAACUGGGGAGCAGAUUUACAAAGUCUUCUUUAUAAGCCAACGUCAAAAAGUCCAAUAAGUGAAUAUGAAAAAAUUGGACGCCAUAAUUUUGAACUGGUAAUGGACUUUAUGGCUAGAAGUAUAUUAAAUAAUAAUCACAAUCUUACCAACGAAGAGCUGAUAACUUUGGCAAAAUAUACUAUCAGUAUUUCAUCAGACUACUACUGUGGACAAAUGAUAAAUGUAAUUAAAAAAAUGUUUGGAGCUUGCAUCGAGGCAGCUUUACACGAAGACGACAAAACUGCUAUAAUUGCAUUUGCCCAAGAAGUAUACAGCUCGCACAGCAAGAGUGAUUUGCUCAAAUUAAUAGUCGAUUUGUUUUUACCGUUGGAAGGACGUUCCUUAAAAAAAAUUUAUUCCUAUUUAACAUUUAAGUUGUAUAAACAGUUAUUAGAAAGAACCAAUAUAAAUGUAUUUCCAACAAGUGUUGAUGACUGGUUUGUGCAAGACAUGAUCAAUAAAGAUUUUUUCAACCUACAUCCAAAAAAGUUAUUGAGCUAUGUUGUUCAUUUGCUUGAACACGUUGUAAUUGUUUUUGAUUUAUAUCAAAACGAGGAAAAGUUAAGUCUUAUGUAUGAUUUUCUAAGUGCUGCUGCAAGACCAUCAGGUUUAUCAGAAUCUCUGAAGAUUGUGAACAUAUUAGAUCAGUGGAGAUUAAGGUUAUUCCGCCUCUAUGUAAAUCGUAAAAAUAUUAUAUAAUUAUAUUACAGAUAUACCAAAGAUAAUUAUGUUACAGAUAUUUCUUUUAUAUUAUUUUAAAGGAUUUAUAUAUGUUUUUUGGAUGUGUUAAACAUUUUAUUUAAGCUUUAAAUUAUUAUUAGUUGAUAUUGAAGAGUCGAUUUAGUUUAUAAUAUUAUGUCCAAUAAACUAAGAGACAAGUGAUAUUGUUUAUAACCAAUUAAGUGUGGGAAACCUUAUACUUCUCUUAGAUUGUUUCCCAGCCUGACCAAGUGUUGAAUCACUGACAACAAGCGCAAACACACUGUUGCCUGCCCGCACUCGGCCACUAGUCCUUUCUUAACCAAAAAAGUACAACUAUAUAAUAAUAAUAGUAUUCUUUAUUUGCAAACAAUGUAUCAUACAAUACGUAAUAGUUAUUUUUAAAUGUUAUAUUAUAGUGUUGUUUCUUCAUUUAUUUUAUAAAGUAAUUAUAAUUUAUGUAUGAUGAAUAAAUCUGGUAUUAAAAUUAAA